Brettanomyces bruxellensis is the source of this 939-nucleotide messenger RNA. RefSeq lists its product as uncharacterized. NCBI's taxonomy places the organism in Eukaryota, Fungi, Ascomycota, Pichiomycetes, Pichiales, Pichiaceae. Gene Ontology annotation, cellular component: nucleus. The transcript has a single exon. Gene Ontology annotation, biological process: mRNA export from nucleus. Bases 1 to 939 code for a protein of 312 amino acids. The record is from RefSeq and is a predicted model, not a curated record. Gene Ontology annotation, molecular function: mRNA binding.
AUGGGACGACUUGAACAGAAUCCACUAUACAAGGCCCUUAGCAGUUCAAAUACAAGGCCUGUACGAUCACAUCAUCGACUUCCGAAGUCCGAGCGACUAGUUGGAAACCCAAUAGAAGAGGCAUUAAUUCGAGCAAAGGAGAAACCACUUAUCGAUGAGGAGAGAAAACUUCUGAAUAAUCCCCUUGCGGUGGCCCUGUUGAAAGGGAAAAGCAAGAAAAAUGAAGGAAGAUUCCGAAAUGGCAGAGGGGGAAGUUCACAUUCGAAUAAUACCAUACCGACCAGUCCUGCAGGCCCAAAUAGAUCAAGGAGAAGUAGGCAUCAGAAAAAUGAUGGAAGCUUCAACAGAACACGCGGGAGACACGAACACACAUAUAACAAACAUGCAAGAGAGCGUGUGAAGGAGAAUAGACACGAGAAACAUCAUAAAAGAACAGGUGAAAACAAAAGCCAAACCAAAGAAUUUAGUACCGAACUACAAACGCCGGAAAAAAUUGCAGCAGCAUUGAAAAAGUCGAAUGUUGGUGUUUGGAGCAGUAGCAACACAUCGGAGAAGCACGUGUCGUUUAAAGGGGCCUCGAAACCAAGCUUUCUACGGAUACAGAAUCUUCAACCUGGUGUGACAGAACUAGAUAUAGUGGAAAUCAUGUGGAGAUACGGUACUGUCCUUAAAGUGAUAACCAAGGAAAGUGUUUCGAGAAAUUACGGUAGGUCUGUGACCGCCGAAUUGUUCUAUGUAAACGAUGAGAGUAUGUGGAAGGCGAAAAAAGCCCUCGAUGGUGUGAAUGCGGAUAAUAGGAUACUUAAACUGGAAAUUGCUCAGGAUCCAGUAACAGUAACCAAUUCGGUGAUGUGGCGAGGUAUUACAUCUGAAGUGAGGGAAGCUAAGCGAAAUAGGAUGAUGUCAUUUUCACCAAAUCCUGCUGAUGGACUCGACUGA